AUGGAAACAAUCAACCAAGCCACCGCAGCCCUCAAGGAGACCAUCUGGGGCGACGAUACUGCCACAACCACAAACAAUAACACCAAUAUCAACGGCACCACCGUCAAAGGUCACGGAAACCACUCCGAAAUCCACAAAUCCAUGAUCGAUGACAAAAUCACAGAAACAAGAUCCAACGGCCGUCUAGAAUCUGAUCCAGACGCCGAAGGUGCCUACCAACCCGGUCAAGAUCAUGAUAUCGAUACCAAUAAACGUCCCCAAGGUCCCAUUUCUACCGGUGGACAACCACAGGGCGCAAAUGUUACCGGUGAUAAUAGGGGUACAAAUCAAAAUCCCUUCAGCUCAUCAAACGAACCCAAUACCGGCUUCGGUGGCUCGGCUGGUGCACAACCAAGCGUCAAUGCCGACCCUUCAUCAGCUCAGCAGGACACCCAUCAACAUCAAGGUGGUAGCAAACCCACCGCUGAACCAGAUACCCCUUUAACCGGUAGCGGCGAUAGCAAUGUCUCUGGUGCUAGCGGCGGAUCAAUGGGUGGUGGAGCUGGAGGUCCAGGGGGUAUGAAGUUACCGGACUCGGAGAAUGAGAGCAAGGGAGAAGGCACUGGGACCAAAUAUGAGAAGAGUACUGGUUUGGCAGCCGAAGGUGGGGAUUUCGAUGCCACUCGCCCUGGAGCUGCCCGUGAAGCUGCUAGAUUGAUGGACGAGAAGGGUAUCACCCACGGAGACAGUAAAGGUGACUCUGGUGAACCAAAGAAGGAAAAGAAAUGGUACGGUGUCGACCACAGCGGCUUCGGCGGCCACGGAAGCCACCAAAACAAACGUCUAUCAGUAUCAAGUUCCAAAUCCGCAUCCGAGACUCCGGAUGGUAAUGAAAACAUCACUGCCGACACCACCACCACUGAUAACACCACCACCACCGCCACCACUGACAACUCCGAUUAUCAUUCUCAUACCGAAAAGAAAGGAUUGUCGCAAAGGAUUAAGGAGAAACUUCACCAUUCUUCCGGGUAG
Orbilia oligospora ATCC 24927 is the source of this 1011-nucleotide messenger RNA. RefSeq lists its product as uncharacterized. The coding region runs from base 1 to 1011 and encodes 336 amino acids. Lineage: Eukaryota; Fungi; Ascomycota; Orbiliomycetes; Orbiliales; Orbiliaceae. The transcript has 4 exons. The record is from RefSeq and is a predicted model, not a curated record.